UUUAAUGACGCACACUAGAAAAAGUGCCGCCCCGUAGCUCGCGCAUAAAACGGCGCAGAGUGAAGCAGUGAGAUCGAAGCGCAUCGUCCAGCCGCAAAGUAACGCCGCAAAGACGCAGAGAUGGCUCUUGACAUUGGCACUUGGAACCUUGAAUGUGAGUUCAACAACACAAGCCAUCGCACAGAGCUGAACGGCACUGAUCGCCUGAUUGUGAGGAGAGGACAGCCAUUCAGCAUCACUCUCAACCUCCGCUCUGACUCCUACGAGCCUGGAGUCCAUCAGCUCCACUUCGUAGCAGAGACAGGACCAGAUCCUGUGGACCAGUAUGGGACCAAGGCUGUUUUUGGUCUAAGUGAUGAUAUUGAUGAUACUCAAUGGAGCGCUUCAGUAACCAGUCCUCCUGGGGACACGGUUUCCUUGUCUAUCUGUUCUGCUCCUGAUGCACCAAUUGGCCGCUACACUGUGACUCUGGACGGCAGGAUUAAGUUUGAAUUGAUACUACUGUUCAACCCCUGGUGCCCUCGAGAUGCAGUGUACAUGAACAGAGAGGAGAAUCUGGAAGAAUAUGUUUUGGCUCAGGACGGGAUCAUCUACAGGGGAGAUGCCAGAUAUCCCAUACCUUCAGCAUGGUACUUUGGCCAGUUUGAAGAAGGCAUUCUGGAUGCGUGUCUAAGAAUUCUGGAUGUGAACCCGAAAUGCCAGAGGAACCCUGGGAAAGAUUGUUCUGGUCGCAGAAAUCCUAUUUAUGUCACCCGAGUUCUUAGUGCUAUGGUGAACAGUAAUGGUGAUAAUGGGGUACUGGAAGGCUGCUGGAAUCAAACAUUUGUAGGUGGAGAAAGUCCCAUGUCAUGGAUAGGAAGUGUGGAGAUUCUUAAGAGAUGGCACUCCAAUGCAUGUCGGCCUGUCCGCUUUGGCCAGUGUUGGGUGUUUGCUGCUGUUGCCUGCACUGUGUCUCGAGCGCUGGGUAUCCCCUGCAGAGUGGUGACUAACUACCUAUCAGCCCAUGACACCAACAGCAACCUGGUGAUUGAGCGUUAUGUGGAUGAAAAUAGCCAGCUGCUAAAUAAAACCAAAGAUUCGAUCUGGAACUACCAUUGCUGGGUGGAGAGCUGGAUGACACGUCCUGAUCUGAAAGCAGGCUUUGAUGGCUGGCAGGCCAGUGACCCCACACCCCAGGAAAAGAGCGAGGAGGUGUACUGCUGUGGGCCUGUCCCACUUAAAGCCAUUAAAGAGGGAGAACUCCUGUUGAAGUAUGAUGCUCCCUUUGUGUUCUCGGAGGUAAAUGCAGAUGUGGAGACCUUUCUAAAGUGCAAAGAUGGCAGCACCAGUAAGAUUGUCAGUGCUACUGAGGUUGGGCAGAAAAUCAGCACUAAGAGUGUUGGAAGUGACAAACGAGAGGACAUUACACACCUUUACAAGUACCCAGAAGGGUCUUCUGAGGAGCGAGAGACAUUUAAAAAAGCCAACCAUCAAAACAAACUCCUGCAACAAUCAGACAACCUUGGUCUGCAUGUCAUCAUCAAGGUCUCCCCAGAGAUGAGGAAGGGCUGUGAUUUUGAUGUCUUUGCCUUGGUUUCCAACCAGUCAUCGGAGUUAAAGAAGUGCCGUCUGGUGUUUUCUUCCUUUGCCAUGUCUUAUUAUGGAAAAAUAGGGCAGGAAUGUGGCUUUAAAGACCUACUCAAUGUUGAGUUACCACCGGGAGGAGAGCGGAAGGUCCCACUGAGGCUGAACUACAAUAAAUACUGCAACGCAAUAACCCAUGACAACCUGAUCCGCUUGGGUGCUCUGCUGAUAGACUACAGCACCGGAAAAAGAAUUCUGGAAAUGCGUACUAUUGUCCUUGAAAACCCAGAGAUCAAGAUUAAGAUCCUAGGAGAACCCAAAGAGAACCGUAAACUGGCUGCGGAAAUCACGGUGCAGAACACACUGCCAGAGCCUUUAGAUGCAUGCUGCUUCAGCAUUGAGGGAGCCAACCUCACUGCAGGGAAGACCAUCACUGAGAGGAUUUCAUCCCGUAUUGAACCUGGACAAGAAGCGAAGGUUAAAAUCUACUUCACACCCACCCAUUUUGGUUUGCGCAAACUCCUGGUGGAUUUUAACAGCGACAAACUUGGUCACGUAAAAGGGUUCAGGAAUGUUAUCAUCGGCAAAUAAAGGCUCUUGAUCACUCCAAUACUUGCUUUAGUUAAAACCAAAUGAAAAUUGCAGAUGUUGUAGAUCAAGAAUGUUAUAAGCCUUUUCUGGGUCAUUUCUGGGCACAUGCAUAACUGUAUGGAAAAGAAAACUUUUGCACCAAAAUCAUUUCGUAUUAAGCCAACAUACUGUACGUUUUCAUUUUAAUCAGCAAUUAAACCCUGACUAGUUUUGUUUUGAACUACAUGAGACAGAAUUUAAAAUACUGGAUGUUUUGGGCGUUUUUAUCCAUUUUGUUGCUAUGGCUUAUUCAUUGUCCCUAUCACAAACUGUCUCUAAAUGGUACCUAUGCUUUAUAUGUAAAAAAGGCAUUUUGUUAGAAUAUUCUCUAAAACAAGUAAGCGCCCUUUCUACAUACACUGGCAUAUAAACCAGGCAGGAGAGUGAAGACUGAAAACAUUUUCAGUCAGACUAUAUGGCUUAUAUAUCUUUCAUAGAUUUCCUGGAAGGCUACACUGCAAUAAUUUUAUAAACAUGUUGCUAUCAUAUAAUCAAGAGCCUUAUACUAGAGCUUUACAUCCAACAUAAUGCUUGAAGCUUUCUUUCUACUUGACAUGAAUGUCUACAGUAUAUACAAAAAAAUAUAAGAUUUUUCCAUAAAGAUGCUUAAACUCAGUUAGUGUGCACUUAUUAUAGUACUGUUUAAUCCAUGUAUUUUUUUUGUGAAGCAGUUACUCACCAUUUAAUUCUUAUAUCAUUGGGAAGGGUGCUUUUAAUCAGUUUACUGAAAUUGAAACUUACUUUCAUGUAUUUGAAACAAAACUGUACGUACUGUACGUUAUAUUUCCAUGUAAUGGGCAAGACAUGUAAACAGUUAAAUGAAUCAAUCAUUUUAAUAAAGUUAAUCAAUGUAUAAAAAA
Silurus meridionalis is the source of this 3053-nucleotide messenger RNA. RefSeq names its product transglutaminase 2b (gene tgm2b). Gene Ontology annotation, molecular function: protein-glutamine gamma-glutamyltransferase activity. Gene Ontology annotation, biological process: peptide cross-linking. Lineage: Eukaryota; Metazoa; Chordata; Actinopteri; Siluriformes; Siluridae. The record is from RefSeq and is a predicted model, not a curated record. The transcript is spliced from 13 exons. The coding region runs from base 121 to 2154 and encodes 677 amino acids.